AUGGACGAGGAGUGUAGUUAUCGAAAAGAUGCCGAAGGAAUCUGGGACGUAGAGGAGGAGGAGAGCUGUACGCUACAAGCACCGCACGUGCAGGGUGCUGAGGUGGACCUCUGUGCGCUCUACGAGGCGGUCGUGGCGCUUGGCGGAUGGCAAAAGGUUUCUCUGCUUGAAAAAUGGGGCGACGUUGCGAGGGCAAUUGGCAUUUCGAGCGGUGUUGCUGUUGCGGGACACGCUGUCAAAGUGCUCUACAUGCGCUAUCUUUCGAAGUACGAGCAGAGUGAAUUGGUCGGCGAUGUGGACGAUUCUGACUCUGACUUGCUAAGCUCGAGAAGCCGAAGCAAGGGAUUUUCGUCGUUAGCUACAGCUGAUUGCCCGAUCAGCACCGGCCAAAGGCAGCAACAGUCGGAGUAUUUUCGAUUGCGGCCAGAAAAAAGAGAGGCGGAAUAUGAUCGCAUUGUGAAAAGUCUUCUUUGUGGGCUACCCAAUGAGGUAGAUUUUGCUGUAAACGUUUGUACGUUAUUGUCUCAUCCGGGACCUCGUGUACUUCGUGUUGCCGCCGCUCCACAAAUAGUCACACUUUUGGUUGCCCAUCUUGCGAUAUUUCCUGACGGUUUGUGCAAUUUUCAUAUCACCGAAGAAGAGAGCAACAUAUUCUGCGGUCUGAGUACGGAAUUUCAGCCGCGGAAUGUUGUUUCCUGGCGAGUGCAACAGGUGCUCUCCAUUGUUAGGAAUCUUUCGUUCGAAGUGAUCAACAAAGCCGACUUAGCAGCCAAUUGGCCUUUACUUAAUACAUGGGACUACGUAUGUACUGAUAGGGGUGAUGUAUCUAUUGAUCUUAUGGGCGAAGAAUAUUCUUUAACCAAUCAUUUAUUGUUGAAAACUGUUUCGUAUUGUCUCCAUUCUGAGGAUAAACUUCAAAUAAUUCGCGCACUUGAAAUCCUUUCGGGAUUGUGCAAUAACGACCGUAAUGAAUCUCUUAUUUGUGAAUUUCUGGAUUCUCGCAUUUUGUCUAAAAUAUUUACUGUAAUUUCUGUGAAAGAUAUAAUGAUGUGCGUUUAUACACUUGAAUCUCUAUACCAGGUAUGUGAAUUCUGUGGUAAAAUCUAUCCGCUUGUGGCAAGGCCCGGUUCUUAUACGACUGCUACACAUUCCCCAGCUUACCAGUCUCGAGUGACUGCGUCUCGCGGUACCAACGCAUCUGUUACUGCUUCUUCAACGCCUACAGUUGGUGAUUCAAAGGUGGAACAGUUGACUGCUAAAUGGAUUCGAAUGAACUGCGUCGCGGAAAUGGGCAGCGUCGUCCCUCGAGGAGAACUGUACGCAAGUUAUGUGGACGAUCUUCGACAUCGUUAUGGGGCUCUUUCUGGCUCGGUGCAGACAUUUACCAAUAUAAUCAAAGCUGUAUAUCCGAAUGUGGUACUUCGCAUUCAACAGUCACCUGGUAGUAAUAUGCCGGUCUUUGAAAAUUUGAGAAUGUGUAAAACAAAUGCGACCACUGGUACUGUGCAUGGAAAUACUGCGACCGUAACAGGAGUAGCAGCAGCAACAGCAACUUCAACAAACACAUCGAUCAUUGCGAGUCAUCCGCUGGUUCAAAAGAUGCUAACCGACAACAGCAGUAGUACGACCACAACCUCACUCAAUGGACACGCUGCAGUUGGUGCAGUCGACCAAAAGUAUCUUUUUUUUUGUUUGCUAAUUCAGGGUCUUUCGUCGGUGAGGAGUCAUGCCGCCGCUGUGAUUUGGCUUGCGCAGCAAUGGCAUAAUGUCUCGCCAAUCUCACUAUUGUAUUGGUCUAUUUCCGAGUUGACUUUUUAUAGCGUGCGAUUCGAAAUACCGCCGAAUACGCCAACUGUUUUGGCUAUAUCGUCCGACGAGGUGACAGCAUCAUCGGCGCGUCCCAAUUCGGUACAUGUGAUAAACGCGCAGCCGUCGACUAGUUCCGCAUUUAGCCUACAGAUGCCUUCAGUCGGUACUGGUGCGCAACACAAGGUUUGCCGAUCAACGGCAGAAAUUCGUGAUAUCCUGUCAAAGCAGCGACCGGAGACAAAAAUUGUGCGAGUGGAGAAUCGGGCAAUAGCUGCCAGUAGUCUUAUCCCUUCUUGCGAUGCGAAGCCAGGUACCUCCCAGGUAAAAUAUUCACUACUUUUCUUUGUUGUUUUUGAUUUGUUUUUCUACCAAGAUGGCUUCCUUUCACUACUGUGUCGUUCGACAUUCGGUACUGUGUGA
Molecule: messenger RNA, 2229 nt
Organism: Gongylonema pulchrum
Lineage: Eukaryota; Metazoa; Nematoda; Chromadorea; Rhabditida; Gongylonematidae
Source: the annotation of a GenBank genome assembly